This is a messenger RNA of Clarias gariepinus (North African catfish), 592 nucleotides long. Its product is annotated as serine/threonine-protein kinase pim-2-like. Gene Ontology annotation, molecular function: ATP binding; protein serine/threonine kinase activity. Lineage: Eukaryota; Metazoa; Chordata; Actinopteri; Siluriformes; Clariidae. The transcript has 2 exons. The record is from RefSeq and is a predicted model, not a curated record. The annotation marks the transcript as partial. Gene Ontology annotation, cellular component: cytoplasm. Gene Ontology annotation, biological process: negative regulation of apoptotic process; regulation of mitotic cell cycle; protein autophosphorylation.
CCCGGAGAGACAGGUGUCCUCCCUAUAGAGGUGGGACUAAUGGAGUUGGUAUCCAAACCAUUCCGCAGUCCAUAUGUUCUGGAGCUGCUGGAAUGGUUUGAGAUACCCAACUUUAUUGUACUGAUCCUGGAGCGACCCAGCCCCUGCGUGGACCUCCUAGGAUUCUGUGAUUUUUACAAUGGUAAGCUGCCUGAAGCCCUGGCUCGAGACAUCAUGCUACAGUUGGUUCGGGCAGCUUAUCAUUGCUACAACUGUGGAGUGUUUCACAACGACAUCAAGCCUGAGAAUGUUCUUAUAAACACUCUGACCAUGCAAAUUAAAUUAAUCGAUUUUGGCUCUGGAAAACUGCUUAAUGACGAACCCUAUAACUAUUGCACCAGCACUCCAGUCUACAGCCCUCCUGAAUAUUACACACAAAAACAGUACAUGGGCUGCCAUGCUACUAUCUGGUUUUUGGGUGUUGUACUGUUUCAGAUGGUCUGUGGAGACAUACCCUUUAAGUCCUCAACUGAAAUUAUUCAAGGGCACCUGCACUUCCCUCCCGUAAUUUCCAAAGGUAAGAAAAUGCACAAACAUCACAUUUAGACCUGUA